This is a messenger RNA of Procambarus clarkii (red swamp crayfish), 907 nucleotides long. RefSeq lists its product as uncharacterized. The record is from RefSeq and is a predicted model, not a curated record. Lineage: Eukaryota; Metazoa; Arthropoda; Malacostraca; Decapoda; Cambaridae.
UGCUACUAAGUCAUUAUCUUAAUGGCUGCAGAUUGUGAUGCUAUUGGAGCUGAUGGUAAUGACGAUGGUGACGACGUUGUCACUGGUCCAGGUCGCUCCUGACGAAGGCUAUAGAAUCCAGGCCCCAGAAGGUGUCCCAUCGCAGUUCUACAGAGAUCCUACCGUGCCUCUCCCUCCUCCUCCUGCUGCUGCUGCUGCUGCUUCAUCAGACUCAGCUGCACCACCACCAGCUGCAGCUCCCUCCCCACCACAGCUGUACCUUGCACCCCGCCAGCUGGAGCAGCAACUGGCAGCAGCAGAACAGCCUGAGGUGGUGAAACAGACGUCCCGAGAUAAUGGUAGCCUUGCUCAGGCUCUUGGUUCUCCCCAACCCUCAGUUCAGCUCCUAGCGCAGCCUUCAGUCCUGCCUUCAGUCCUGCCUUCUGUCCUGCCUUCAGUCCUGCCUUCAGAACAACCUUCAAUCCAGCCUUCAGUCCUGCCUUCAGAACAACCUUCAAUCCAGCCUUCAGUCCUGCCUUCAGAACAACCUUCAAUCCAGCCUUCAGUCCUGCCUUCAGAACAACCUUCAAUCCAGCCUUCAGUCCUGCCUUCAGAACAACCUUCAGUCCUGCCUUCAGAACAACCUUCAGUCCUGCCUUCAGUCCAGCAUUCAGUACAGCGAAUAGACCAGCCUACAGCCCAGCCCCCACCGCCGCCGGCGAUGGGGAUGCCUUAUGAGUUCGAAUGGUCGGUAGAGGACUCUGAGAGCAGCAACAGGUACAGCCACCGGGAAAGGUCGGACGGACUGGUGACGAGCGGGGAGUACACCGUUCUCCUGCCCGACGGUCGCGUCCAGACCGUCACCUUCGUCGACCGCGGCCGUGGCUACGAGGCUCAUGUCGCGUAUCAGCAGGACUCCACCACCUAG